UCUACAUCUGGUACGCUGUCUGGCACUCCGAUGUAGUCCAUUCUGUAACCACCUUCUACUAUCGUUAACCACCACCAGAAACCCCCUGUCCUGCUCUUGGCAGGUGCUCCCGCGCAUGCCGCUUCCCCGCAUCAACAUCAUCAGAUCUCAUCCUUUUCAUUUCCAUUCCCCCUCUUAGAAUAACAAUCGACUUCAAGGACACAAUAAACCACUAGACCUAUACCAGAUCUAAUAAUCCUUCAUCUAUCAAUCAAUGGCAGCGUAUGCAGCUGCGCCAGGCCUUGCCAAUGACAGUGGUCUGAACCAGACGAUAUUAAAUGAAAUAGACGCCAGUGAUCCGCUAUUUCAUAUCUGCUGGCGAAGACAAUCGUGCGGAAGCUGUUUAAUCGGCGACGUGCCGUGUAGCUGGUGUCCUUUUUCUUCAACCUGCGUUCCGAACCCGUCUCGCAUUCCUAUCUUCUCUCCCUUUCAAUCUGGAAAUUUAUGCCCUCUGGGCUCAAAGGAGAGAUGGGAGAUCAGAACGACUUCAUUCGGGUGCAAUGUUAGUGCGUUGAAUUUCUUGAGUGUGCUCGUGGCUGUCAUUUCUACACUUGCGGUGGUGGGGUUGAUGUUUCUGCUGGUGUGGAUAGGGAAGAAGGUAGCGCGCCAGUGGACAGAGAAGAGAGCGAAGGGUAUCACUGUAAUUGAGUGGGUCAGGUCGAGAGACUGGAGGAUUUGGCGUCCUCAGAGAUGGAUACGAAGGGAUAAUGAAAGACACGAGGAAGCUGUUGCUAACGAUGGCGAUGUUGAGGAGGGUGGAGAGAGGAGACCUCUGCUGGGUUAAGGGAGAGGCUCUUCCCACCGUAACCUUCCCGAUGCUACGAUCUGAUCUCAAUAAUAUCAUGUGUAAUAUAGAAUAAUUGCAAUAGUGGUUUAUUUUUCAUUAGCCAUUCUAUAUCUUCUCCCGAUGAACAUAUACUGGAGGGACUCGAUAACUAGCA
Messenger RNA from Paecilomyces variotii, 980 nucleotides. RefSeq lists its product as hypothetical. Lineage: Eukaryota; Fungi; Ascomycota; Eurotiomycetes; Eurotiales; Thermoascaceae. The transcript is spliced from 3 exons. The coding region runs from base 254 to 823 and encodes 189 amino acids. The record is from RefSeq and is a predicted model, not a curated record.